AUGAAGCUUACUGGGACUAUCCAUAAACUGGAGUACGCUCAUUCCAGCACAGACACGGAAGAUUUGAACAAUGUUAUGGUGAUACCACAGCAAACAAAUACAGACUUGCCAGUGUCAGCACCCACCUCAUCACUGUUACAGCCCAAUGGAGGUCGGACUCUGUGUUCCAUAUGUGCAGACAGAGCCACAGGUAAACAUUAUGGUGCAUCCAGCUGUGAUGGCUGCAAGGGCUUCUUCAGGAGGAGCAUUCGCAACAACCACGCUUACAGCUGUAGGUUCAACAAAGAAUGUAUUGUGGACAAAGACAAAAGGAACCAGUGUCGUUACUGCAGACUACGAAAGUGUUUGAAGGCUGGAAUGAGAAAGGAAGCUGUUCAGAAUGAGCGAGACUGCAUCAGCAGUCACAGAAGCAAAGGACAGACAGUGGGCACACUGUCCAUCAGUGCUCUGCUAGAGGCAGAGGCCAAUGUGCAACAGGUAACACGCCAAUGCUUGACAUAUCAAAUACAAGUUCUGAGUCAUGACAUCAACACCAAGAAGACAGCCUGCCUGAGAGAUGUGUUUGAAUCCAUGAAGCAGCAACUCCUCCUGCUGGUGGAAUGGGCAAAACACAUCCCAGAGUUUUGUAGCCUCACGAUAGACGAUAGGGUAACUCUGUUACGAACCCACUCAGCAGGACAUCUCAUCCUAGGGGCAGCAAGACGCUCUUUACCUUUUUACAAUCUCAUCCUCCUAGGUAAUGACUUUGUGAUCCCCCUGAGAGGUGCAGAGGUAGAGGUGUCCAGAGUGGCUUUGAGAAUCCAAGAGGAGCUGGUCAAACCUCUCAGACAGCUGGACAUCACAGACAAAGAGUUUGCUUGUCUCAGAACCAUUGUCUUCUUUGCCCCAGACUGUCCAGGUUUGGAAAGUCCUAGGGUGGUUCGACAUCUGCGUUUCCAGGCCCAUCUGCUGCUAGAAGAAGCAACCUGUGAGCAGCGAGGAAGGUUUGGGGAGCUCCUGCUCAUGCUACCUCCCCUGCAGAGUGUGGCCUGGCAGAUGGUGGAGACUCUCCACUUAGCACAGCUGCUGGGCGAAGCCAAAAUGGACAACCUGCUGCAGGAGAUGCUGCUGGGUGAGGGAGCCAAAGCAGGACAGGGACAGUGUACAGUAUUGCCAGCUCCAGUUUCUCCUCCUCCUUCAGGCCAUGGCCUGAUUCAAGACCAGCAAAAUGAGCAAAGGGCUUCACCUAUAAACUUCACCUCCGACAUCUCUCAUCUUUCAACAUCUCUUUCAAUCGGCUUGCCUGCUGCCCCCACAGACUGGCACUGAGGUGUACAGACAUGCCGAUGCUGCCAAUGUGCCCACGGCAUACCAGUCCACACAUAGAGACACCUCAAGAAGCAACAACUUAACCAAGGAGUGGAGGGGUGUUUUGAGCUUGAGACAGAACACAGACUAACAUAUACACACACAGCCACAUACUGUACAAAGACACGGGAGAUGAAUGGAAUUUGAAUUUUAUUUGAAACAGGAACACAUGAAAUACUGAAUUAAUAACAUUUAGCAUGUCACAAGGUACAGUUAAAACAAAAAGUACAAUCUGAAAAGCAUGUAAAAUAAAUACAUACGUAAAUAGGAUAACAUUGCACUAAGCUAUAACUAAGCAUAAUUCACUCAUUCCUAUCACAUCUCUGGUGUGUUUGACUUAAACUUAAUCUUGAAGUGAAGGUCCUAUACAUUAUCAGCAGA
This is a messenger RNA of Micropterus dolomieu (smallmouth bass), 1728 nucleotides long. It is a transcript of the gene hnf4b, whose product is annotated as hepatic nuclear factor 4, beta. Bases 1 to 1308 code for a protein of 435 amino acids. The transcript has 10 exons. Gene Ontology annotation, molecular function: zinc ion binding; nuclear receptor activity; RNA polymerase II cis-regulatory region sequence-specific DNA binding. Lineage: Eukaryota; Metazoa; Chordata; Actinopteri; Centrarchiformes; Centrarchidae. The record is from RefSeq and is a predicted model, not a curated record. Gene Ontology annotation, biological process: anatomical structure development; positive regulation of transcription by RNA polymerase II; cell differentiation.